GUAGCUUUCUCAAAUUCUUACAGAGAGUUCACACCGUCUCACAUUCCUGUCUGUCUCUCCAAGGACUCGCAUCUCUCCAUAUGGAUUUCUCUAACUUUUGGCUGCCUUUGCUCAUUUUGUCCGCUCUCGGAUGCUGCUCCGAGGGAGGUCUGCUUGUCAUGGAAAAAAUGAACAGCGUUGUCGCUAAAAAUGUGACCUUCAAGACAACAAUCACCUCAACGCAGGAUUUUGUAACCAUAAUAUGGAAUUUCAAAAAUGUUAAAGAACUUAAACCAAUAAUCACAAACAUUCCAUCAUCAAACACCGAAGACAUUGAUGAGAAAUACACUGGCAGAGUCAUCUACAAUAAGACGACGUGUGAGCUUCAGCUCGGGCCGCUGGUGAAGGAGGAUGAAGGGGAAUAUACUCUCAGUCUAGUCACUCCCAAGGGAAAACAACUGAAUGGACGGAUUGAUCUCGUGGUUCUUGAACCCAUAACUGACGUUAAGAUUUCAUCGAAUGUACCUGAAGCAGUAGAGUUCAACAGCACCGUGGUUCUUACCUGCUCUGCCAAAGGCUCCUUUACAUACAAGUGGAUGAACGGUUCAGACCCUUUGGUGGUGGAUGGCACGCGUGUACAGCUAAACGCAGCUGGCAAUGUGUUAAAUAUUGCUGAAGUUCGCCGUACAGAUCUGCGAGGACCCAUCUUCUGCAUUGCAGAGAACGCAGUGGAGUCAGGGACGAGCUCUCCCUUCAAUCUCACUGUGAUCUAUGGCCCAGAGAAAAUCGCCAUGACACAAACGCCAACAGAUUCAUUUCUUAAGAAAGGCUCUAACUUAACACUGGCAUGCUCUGCCCAGUCUGACCCUCCUGCUCAGCUCAAGUGGAUGUUUAAUGGGGGGGAGAUGCCUCUGAAGACCACAGCCAGCAUUACCCUCACCAAUGUAGAUGAAACAAACAGUGGAAACUAUAGCUGUGUGGCCUACAAUGCGAAGACUAACCGCUACAUUUCAUCGCCGGUUGCUGUGGUGUCUGUUCUGGAGGCCUUAUCUGGUACAAAUAUCUCCAGCUCCUCAUCACUUCUCAUCGCUGGCAUCAGCACGGUCAACAUCUCCUGUUCGGCAGCCACUGGAAAAGCCGAAAGUGUGGAAUGGCUGAAGGACAACAAACCUCUGGUUCCUGGUGACCGUGUCAUUCUCUCAGCCGACAAGAAAACUCUGACCAUCGUUAAAGUUGUUAGAGAGGAUGCAGGCGACUACAAGUGCCAGCUGAAGAACAAAGUCAACCAAGACGAAAGCACCUAUAAGAUGGUCAUCAUCUAUGGUCCAGAGAACGUGAAGGUUGAUGGGAAGAGAAAUGUGAAGUUUGAAGAACUUGUAAAAAUAACCUGCUCUGCAGAGUCUGUUCCUCCCAGUAUAUACUCAUGGAAACACAAUGGUACAGCGAUGAACUCCAGCAAUGCAGUCAUUACAAUUAACAAGGCUAAGAUCACGAACAGUGGCCUGUACACCUGCGAGGCAUUCAACCCCAUCACGAGAAUGAUUAACUCAGCGACUCACACACUUGCAGUCACAGAGGUCGGUGAGGUAGACAAGGCCCUGUCUGGAGGAGCGAUCGCUGGGAUUGUAAUUGGUGUGCUUGUGGUCGUGCUCAUCAUCGUUUACAUUAUAAAGCGCAAGAGAAAAACAGAUAUUUCAUCUCCGUAUUAAAGUGAGACCUGGCGGUGAAUUGACCUGGUAAGUGCAUAGCAUCUUUUGUUUCGGUACAGCAGGCUAACAUUAUUUA
Carassius carassius (crucian carp) is the source of this 1764-nucleotide messenger RNA. RefSeq names its product carcinoembryonic antigen-related cell adhesion molecule 5-like. The record is from RefSeq and is a predicted model, not a curated record. Gene Ontology annotation, cellular component: membrane. NCBI's taxonomy places the organism in Eukaryota, Metazoa, Chordata, Actinopteri, Cypriniformes, Cyprinidae. The transcript has 9 exons. The coding region runs from base 81 to 1688 and encodes 535 amino acids.